AGGUCUUCACCUUGUAUCAUGAUGCUCUCUGCCACUAUCCCCAAUGGAACUGCUUUCCACCCUUCCACAUUUGUUUUGCUUGGAAUCCCUGGGAUGCAGGAUCAGCAUGUUUGGAUUGCUAUUCCCUUCUGCUCCAUGUACAUCCUUGCUCUGGUUGGAAAUGGCACCAUUCUCUAUAUCAUUAUAACAGACAGGGCUCUCCAUGAGCCAAUGUACCUCUUCUUGUGCCUGCUUUCUAUUACUGAUCUGGUCCUCUGUUCAACAACAUUGCCUAAAAUGCUGGCAAUCUUCUGGCUCCGAUCUCAUGUCAUUUCCUACCAUGGCUGCCUCACCCAGAUGUUUUUUGUUCACGCAGUCUUUGCCACAGAGUCAGCUGUUCUGCUGGCCAUGGCUUUUGAUCGGUAUGUGGCUAUCUGCAGACCGCUCCACUAUACAUCCAUUCUCAGUGCUGUUGUGAUUGGGAAAAUGGGUCUGGCGUGUGUGACACGUGGUCUUUUCUUUGUCUUCCCCUUUGUCAUUCUCAUUGAACGUUUACCCUUUUGUGGACAUCAUAUCAUCCCUCAUACUUACUGUGAGCACAUGGGCAUAGCCAAACUGGCCUGUGCCAGCAUCAAGCCUAACACCAUCUAUGGUCUUACUGUAGCACUUUCAGUCACUGGCAUGGAUGUGGUCCUCAUUGCUACCUCCUACAUCCUGAUUCUGCAGGCCGUGCUGCGACUGCCCUCAAAGGAUGCCCAGUUCCGAGCAUUCAGCACAUGUGGAGCCCACAUUUGUGUAAUUCUUGUCUUCUAUAUCCCUGCAUUCUUUUCAUUUUUCACUCACAGAUUUGGCCACCAUGUGCCUCCUCAGGUACACAUCAUACUUGCAAAUCUUUAUCUCCUUGUGCCUCCUGUUCUCAACCCUCUAGUCUAUGGCAUCAAUACUAAACAAAUCCGCCUAAGAAUACUUGACGUUUUUGUAAAGAGAAGGUGACAAUAAUCUCCACAUAGACAAAAAGCUAAUGAAUUCCUAGCUUUACUUUGCUGCUUCUGCUA
Mastomys coucha (southern multimammate mouse) is the source of this 1034-nucleotide messenger RNA. Its product is annotated as olfactory receptor 52D1-like. Gene Ontology annotation, biological process: G protein-coupled receptor signaling pathway. The record is from RefSeq and is a predicted model, not a curated record. NCBI's taxonomy places the organism in Eukaryota, Metazoa, Chordata, Mammalia, Rodentia, Muridae. The transcript has a single exon. Gene Ontology annotation, cellular component: membrane. Gene Ontology annotation, molecular function: olfactory receptor activity; G protein-coupled receptor activity. Bases 19 to 972 code for a protein of 317 amino acids.